CGAGCGCUCUCUUUCCACUGACCCUGAACCCCUCCCUCGUGCGUGCGUUCGUCUAUCCUCGAAAAGGAUCUUCGCGAUCCACCUCACUCGCUCUGGAUUCUUUGACACCAGUGUGGUAUCACUUAAUCGCUGCCCGGUAGCAGGAGCAGUAGAAGGUCAUCAUCUCUUUGUCGCCUGUUGUUGUGGAGACCGGGUCGGAGGUCCGCCCAUCUUAUUUACCUCACAAGGAACACCCGUCUGACCAGGCGAUCGCCCAGUGACAUUACUUUCGUUGCUUCUUGUUGAAGGGGAGAGUUUGCAGACAAAAUGGGAUUCGGGGACUUUGAUUCAAUCUGCGAAAAGGCACCAUUGCCUCUGUGCUCCUUGGUGGGCCCUCCGUCAUCGAUCUCUGGCUUAACUGGUAUCAUCCCCACCUGCUAUGCACGCAACAUCGAAUUGGCGAACACGAUCAUCUUCGAGGGCGCCGCUUCGUUCAUCCAUAUCAUUGCCCUCGGGAUGACGGUGAUUAUGAUCUUACAUAUUCGAUCGAAGUUCACUGCUGUUGGCCGCAAGGAAAUCCUGACAUUUUUCUACAUCUACUUGCUCCUGACCAUGUGCUCGUUGAUUCUCGAUGCGGGCGUGACACCCCCGGGAAGUAGCUCGUUCCCCUACUUUACUGCUGUGCAAAACGGGUUGGCCUCGGCACUCUGCACCUCAUUGCUCAUCAACGGCUUCGUGGGCUUUCAGCUCUACGAGGAUGGCACCACUCUUUCCAUCUGGCUUGUGCGACUCAGCUCGGCAGCUAUGUUUGUCGUCUCCUUCCUCGUGUCUCUCGCUACCUUUAAGUCGUGGGGGAGCCUCGGCCCUACUAACACCAUCGGCAUGUUUGUCGUGCUGUACCUUGUGAACGCCAUUUUCAUUGUGAUUUAUCUGGUUAUGCAGUUGCUCCUCGUUCUCAACACCCUCGAAGAUCGCUGGCCACUGGGCCACAUCGCCUUUGGCCUGGUGAUGUUCAUUUGUGGUCAAGUACUUCUAUAUGCCUUCAGCGACACGAUCUGUGACAAUGUGCAACACUAUAUGGAUGGACUCUUCUUUGCAACCCUUUGCAAUCUGUUAGCGGUCAUGAUGGUGUACAAGUUCUGGGAUUAUAUCACCAAGGAGGAUCUUGAAUUCUCGGUUGGAAUCAAGCCAAACACCUGGGAGGUCAAGGAACUCCUCCCCGAAGAGGAUCGCCGGCAGACGAUCUAUGCCGAUGCCGACUCGGAAUAUGCUGGGAGUAUGUACCAUCACCGGGCCUCCACCUAUCACGGCCACAAUUACUAGGCUAGCAAGCGUGUCCACGCCGUAUCUAGUUGCGAUUCAGAACAGCCUUUGGCAUCCCUCGCCAAUCCCACCAUUAAAAGACCCCAAUUACUCGUCAGCGCGGGCCGAAUUAUGGGGCGGCGCGGAGACGCUGCGACACCCAUACCAUUUUCAGCCCCAAGCGCUGUGUCCAAUGUUUUUCUAGCCUUAUUUGACUUCUAAUACUGUUCUGGCCAUUGUGAAUAGUCGACGCUCGUCUUGUUUGGUCAUUUUCAGGCGCGAUCGGGA
Messenger RNA from Aspergillus saccharolyticus JOP 1030-1, 1569 nucleotides. Its product is annotated as chitin synthase export chaperone. The record is from RefSeq and is a predicted model, not a curated record. The transcript has 3 exons. Gene Ontology annotation, biological process: protein folding. The coding region runs from base 307 to 1302 and encodes 331 amino acids. NCBI's taxonomy places the organism in Eukaryota, Fungi, Ascomycota, Eurotiomycetes, Eurotiales, Aspergillaceae. Gene Ontology annotation, cellular component: endoplasmic reticulum membrane.